Messenger RNA from Zasmidium cellare ATCC 36951, 2325 nucleotides. RefSeq lists its product as uncharacterized. NCBI's taxonomy places the organism in Eukaryota, Fungi, Ascomycota, Dothideomycetes, Mycosphaerellales, Mycosphaerellaceae. Gene Ontology annotation, biological process: intra-Golgi vesicle-mediated transport. Gene Ontology annotation, cellular component: Golgi apparatus; COG complex. The transcript has a single exon. The record is from RefSeq and is a predicted model, not a curated record. Bases 1 to 2325 code for a protein of 774 amino acids.
AUGGCGACCACCACAACCACACCCCCCACCCCGGCAACCCUCACAACCUGGGAAGAAGCCUUCACCCACCCGCUCCCCACAGUCCUCACGCUCGAAAAACAACUGCGCUCCCACAUGACCGAGAACCGCACGAAACUGCGCACGCUCGUGGGAUCCUCCUAUAGAGAUUUACUGGGGACGGCGGAGAAGAUCAUCGAGAUGGAUGGGCAGAUUCGGAGUGUGGAGGGGAUGUUGGGGGGCAUGGGACGGAGGUGUAAUAGUGGGGUUGUGGAGAGGGGGUGGGAUGGUUUGAAGGGGAGGAAGGGGGUGGGGAAGGGAGAUAAGGGGAGGGAGGGGUGGGUUGUUAAUGUUAGGGUGUUGAGGGGGGUUGUGGGGUUUGUGGGGAGGGUUGUUAGGAAUGGUGGAAGUGGGAGUGGGAGGGGGGAUGCGUUGACUGCGGCGAAGGUUUUGGUGCUGGGACGGUUGGUGCUGAAGGGGUUGGGGGAGAAGGAGGAGGGGAAGGAUGGGGUGUUGGUGGAGGAGAUGAGGAGGAAGCUAGGGAGUGUGAGGAGGAGGUUGUUGGGGGAUAUUGCGAGGAGGUUGGUGAGGAGAGGGGGUGGUGAGGAAGAGGAAGAGGAAGAGGAUAAGGAGAGGACCGUCAAGACGCUCUGCGCGUACUCAUUGAUUUCGAGUGCAGGGCCGAGGGACGUCUUGCGGUAUUUCAUGCAAGUGCGUUUCGAGCAGUUGGAGACGAAGGCGGAAGAGGGGGAUUUGGUGAGCAUGUUGGAUCUCUACAGCCAGACGUUGCUGGAUACGAAAGAGCUGUUCCCCCGGCGCUUCGCGGAGGCGUUGGCGGCGUUGGCGAAGGCGACGUUGGUCAAGGAUAAAGACGUGAGGGCUGUGCAGGAGUUGAGUCUGGACGUGUAUGAACAGUGGAUUGAAGAGGAUGUGCGAAACUUCCACCCAUAUGUGCGGCAUGAUCAGUUGUCGACGGGGGAGGUUGGGGAUGCGUUGGCGGCGUGGACGAGGCAGGCGCAGGAGUGUCUGUUGCACGGCUUGAGGGAUGCUCUGGAGAAACAGACGGAUAUGAAAGAGGUGCUGGAGGUGAGGCAGAAGGUUCUGUCGAAGUAUUUGGCGCUAAGUGCGAGGGUGCGGAGUGAUGCGCAUGCGAAAGCGUUGGAGGAUAUUCGGGCUGCUUUUCUUAAGAGGCUGGAGGAACUUGCUGCUCAGGCGGCGAAGAUCGCGGGUUUUGAUGUUGCGGAUCAUGGAUCUUCAGAGAUGCCUGCGGCGAGUAUGUGGGACCUGGCGACGGCGGAUCUAGAUCUGAACAAUGGCGCUAUACAGUUCCGCCAAGCGGUCAUACAUCGACAACAUGGCCAUUCACCCAGCAUCGCAACUGUCACGACAGCGCUGGACAAGUGGAUAGAACGACUGCAAGGCUUUACGGAGUUCAUCUCGUCUAUGCGAACGAUCAAAUGGGACGACGACCUCGACUUGGAACUGGACGACUUGACAGACGGCGAGUCACUCCAGGUGAUCCUCAGCAAGAAAGAUCCCCAACUAUUGGAAACCCGACUACACGAGGAAACUACGACUGCUCUGGAAGAGACCUAUCGACAGGUUGAAAAGUGUCUCGAGUCAGAACAUAACCCGACGAUCCUUAUACGCGUGGUACGCGAAGUCGAUCGACGGCGGAGAGGACUUGGGGAUCGAUUUGAGAAGCUGUCGACAGUCAAAGCGGACCCUACCUUCAUUGCAGCCUUGCAUCGCCAGGUCGCAGUGUCCAUCGCCGAGGAAUCCGUCAAGCAAUUCUCCAAGAGCGUACAGAAACGCUCCCAUACACCAGUGACUUUAUGGGACGGCACACCUCCCCUCCCCGUCCAACCUUCACCAGCAACCUUCCGUUUCCUCAAAACAUUGCACAAGCACAUGUCCUCGGCCGGCACCGAUCUCUGGAGUCCUGAUGCCGUGCAAGCUCUGAAAGCCCACGUCGCUGAGCAGGUCGCUGCACAGCCAAACAUUGAGAAGAUCGCCGCCACCACUGCAACCGAGGAGGCGUCCUUGAGUAAUGGGCAUGCCGAUCAAGACGACAAGACGAAUGAGAAGAUGAGCGCUUCGCGGGACCGACUCGUGCAGCUUCAGUUUGAUGUGUUUUAUCUGCAGCGGGUUUUCAGCAGCAGCACAGGAGGGAAACUUGGAGAGGUUGUAGGAGAGAUUGGAAGGCGUGGAAAACUCGAUGACAUGGGGUCAUUGGAGGUGGAGCGGUUACGGAAGAGUGCGAUGGAGUAUUGGCGGAGGACGUAUUUGUUGUUUGGGUUGUUGGCUGUUGGGGUGAAGAUGUCUUGA